AUGGGUACAAACGAGAGUGGGACCGGUUUUGAGUGGUGGAGACGAACCAUGCAGUACAAGACUGGUCUAGGUCUCACACCGGAGGAAAAGGCCCGAUACGAGGAAGACUCUAAAGUUCGAGCGUUGAAAAAGGAAUGCCUCAGGUGCUAUGAAUAUCGAGAUUGGAUGCUAAAAUACUCACCCACAGUUCGUUUCAUGGUGCAGGCUAUCACAAAACUAAAUAAAGGUAGCGAUAGCAAGUUUGAUGAAUCCAAGAUCAUAUGUGAUUACUGUCCUGAUUGGAAGGGUGGAGGCUUCCACCCUGAAUUGGGGAUACUGUUGUGUCAGAAUAGGCUACGUGAUAAGUGGCACUUAGAGGACACGCUGUCGCAUGAGCUGGUUCAUCAUUUCGACGAUUUGAAAUGGCAGGUAGAUUGGUUGAAUUUGAAACACCAUGCAUGUUCGGAGAUCAGGGCUUCCUCAUUGAGUGGGGAAUGUAGGUUUUGGGAAGAAUUCAAGAGAAGAGGGUUUAGUACGGGAUUUCAUGCGGCCAGAGGCCAUCAAGAUUGCGUGAGGAGAAGAGCUAUAAUCAGUGUUUCGGGGAACCCCAACUGUAAAAGUAAGGAACAUGCUGCAAAAGUUGUUGAUGAGAUUUGGGAUAGCUGUUUUGCUGAUACAAGACCGUUUGAUGAGAUCUACAGAUGA
This is a messenger RNA of Saccharomyces kudriavzevii IFO 1802, 684 nucleotides long. It is a transcript of the gene ATP23, whose product is annotated as putative metalloprotease. Bases 1 to 684 code for a protein of 227 amino acids. Gene Ontology annotation, cellular component: extrinsic component of mitochondrial inner membrane. Gene Ontology annotation, biological process: mitochondrial proton-transporting ATP synthase complex assembly; mitochondrial protein processing. The transcript has a single exon. NCBI's taxonomy places the organism in Eukaryota, Fungi, Ascomycota, Saccharomycetes, Saccharomycetales, Saccharomycetaceae. The record is from RefSeq and is a predicted model, not a curated record. Gene Ontology annotation, molecular function: metalloendopeptidase activity.